AUGUGGACCUCACUACUCAUUCUCUUUAUGCAUUUUUGUUACACAUUUCAGGACAUGUUGAAGUGCCAAACGGGCGGAAAUCUAAACGGAACGAUCACCACAAUGACGGGCGCUUCACUGCCAAAACAGACACUUCGAAAGAUUUCAACGCUAGCGGGCGUGAAAACGGGUUGCCAGAAAAGUUUGUUAAUAGCGCCGCCAAAUCCGAACGAUUAUGGGUACAUCAUCAUCUGUGAUCCUGCUUGUGAAAACUGUAGUCAACCAUCUUUGGCGAAAACAAACGCCUCGUAUUUGUUAAUACUGCAGCCAGCAACUGAUGCGAGUCCGUUCGUUGAUCAGUUCACCACGUUUACUCUGUAUCAAGCGAUGAGCACUGGUGCGUUGGAAAGCUUCGACUAUUGCACUUUUGACGGCAUUCAAGCUGACUCAAAUGAUGCUUUACGCUCUUUUUCAAAGACAUCCGUGCUUUUUGUCUCGAUUUCUUUUAUUAUUUUAAUGGUGAUCUCAUUGGCAUGGCUCGUGUUUUACUAUGUACAAAGAUUCCGAUACGCACACGCUAAAGAUCGCUUGCAAAGACGGCUAUUCAAUGCAGCGAAAAAGGCACUUGCAAGAAUUCCGACGAGAACUCUCAAAUCAGGCGAUUGCGAGCUGGACACCGAUUGUCCCGUUUGUAUUGAUCCAUAUGUGAUUGGAGACAUUGUACGAACUCUUCCAUGCAGACAUGUCUUCCAUAAAACUUGUAUCGAUCCGUGGCUGCUCGAGCAUCGAACCUGCCCGAUGUGCAAGGGAGACAUUCUAAAAGCAUUUGGCUACCAAGUCACUUGUUCAUCGGAGGGCUCUCGGGGAGAAGAGAGAGAUGUCGGUACUCGAGGCGAGUCUCCUGAACCGCCAUCUGCUGCCUCUGAUUCAGCUGUUUUCACUUAUCCACCACAACUCGAUCACCAUGAUCCAUUCCAUUUCACGCCAAAUAGCUCUCCACAAUUGGUGUUGAACAACUCGAAUGCGAAAAGCUUUGUGGUACCGCUAAGCGUGCACUCGAAAGCGUCAACAGUCCCGCAACGAGAGGUUGUUCUUGAAGCAGCUCCCGAGCGCAGCACUCGAUCCGAGGGAAGAUCUUGUUCAGCUGGUGAGCCGGGCCCCUCUCGCAUACGAUCAGCCACACAAGGACAACUCGUGAAUCUGGUACAGGUGCGUUCUCGUUCGAUGUCAGUGGCCAGAGCAGCAACAUUUCGAGGUCGAAUGGAGGCGCAGAAUGGUGGUGUUGGCUUUAAAGAGGUCGACACUCCAAAUAACGAGGCAAAAGUGCGCAGUGAAAACUCACUUCUCAUGUCGCAUUUGUGCUUUUUCUGCCCACUCGAUGGGAUUUUCGCCGAAAAUCUCAUCAUCCGUGCUCAAAAAGCGAUCAAUGACAAUCAUCAAAUUGACCCGGAACUCUUUCUUAAUGAAGAUAAUUUGACGAAAAUCGAAUGGCUUUUAUCGGUGUCUCCAUUUGGAGAAAAGAUUCGAAAAGAAACAAUAUUCGACGUAGAGGAAUCGAUUCUCGAGAUUGGACCAAGACUCUCGAUGAAGACAUCCUUUUGCACAAACGCUCUCGCCGUUCUCAACGCUGUCGAGAUUCGAAAUGUUUCCCGAAUCGAGAGAAGCAUUCGAUAUUUGUUGCACAAGAGUGUUGCCAAAAGAAUCCCCCAUCAAAGGCUUCUAGAAUUACUCGGGGACCGAAUGACCGAAUGUAUUUAUGAAGGAAAACCGAAUUUCGAACAAACAGCGAUAAAAGAACCAUUUACCGAGAUUCGACUCUUAUCGAAUCCGAAUGCUUUAAAAGAAGCAAAUGAAAAAUUGGGACUAGCAUUUGAUUCAUCGGAUCUCGAUUAUUAUAAAGAUUUAUUUAUAAACAAAUUGAAGAGAAAUCCGACUGAUGUCGAGCUUUUUGAUUUGGCUCAAUCCGACUCCGAGCACUCGAGGCAUUGGUUUUUUAGAGGAAAAUUGUUUAUUGAUGGAGAGUUGAGAGGCGAAUCAUUGAUGGACUCGAUUCGGGGAACACAAAAGUUUUCAAAUCAAAACAAUUUGAUCGCUUUUUCGGAUAAUUCGAGUGUGAUCAAGGGGUUCGAGAAAGUUCCUCUAAUGUUGCCAAAUGAUCCAACAAUCGCCUCUGAAUUGAGCAUAUCAACAAGAAGCCGCCAUUUGCUGUACACCGCAGAAACACACAAUUUUCCGACAGCUGUAUGCCCAUUUCAGGGUGCAACAACGGGAACGGGUGGCCGAAUCCGUGAUGUUCAUGCCACAGGUCGUGGUGCUCAUGAGAUCGCUGCUGUAGCUGGGUAUUCAUUUGGAAAUCUUCAUCUACCAGGUUAUGAAAUGCCUUGGGAAGAGCCUGAAGUCUAUCCGAGUGGUUUUGCUCACCCGAGACAGAUUUGCAUUGAAGCCUCAGAUGGUGCUAGUGAUUAUGGAAAUAAAUUUGGAGAGCCCGUUUUGUGCGGUUUUGCACGCUCAUUUGGUCAACGAUUGCCAUCAGGAGAGCGAUGUGAAUACCUAAAACCGAUCAUGUUUUCUGGAGGAAUUGGAUCAAUUGAUGAAGAGUAUUUGAAGAAAAAAGGAGCAGAUGCAGGGCAGCUAUUAGCAAAGAUUGGUGGGCCGGUUUAUCGAAUUGGUGUUGGCGGAGGAGCCGCGUCUUCACAAGCGGUUCAAGGUGAUCGAGAAAGUGUUCUCGACUUUGGAGCCGUUCAACGAGGCGACGCCGAAAUGGAGCAGAAAGUGCAUAGAGUUGUUCGAUCUUGUGUUGAAAUGAAUAGUGCUGAUAAUCCGAUUCUUUCAAUUCAUGAUCAAGGAGCUGGGGGAAAUGGCAAUGUCUUGAAAGAGCUUUGUGAGGGAGCUGGCGGAGAGAUUUUUGCUGAUUUCUUUGAACUCGGCGAUCACACGAUCUCGAUUCGAGAACUGUGGACAGCUGAAUAUCAGGAAAACGAUGCCAUUCUGCUCGAUCCUACAAAGAAAGAGAUCAUCGAAAAGAUUAGCAAGCGAGAAAAAUGUCCAGUGAACAUUGUAGGCAAAGUGACCGGGAAUCAAAAAGUAAUUCUUCACGAUUUCUCUAAUUCAGCCACUCAAAAGCUUCCAGUUGACUUUGAUUUGAGUAUUCUAAGCGAUCGAGAGAAAAAAGAAUUUCAUCAAAAUUCGCUUCCAAUUUUGACAUCGCCUCUAAAAAUCGUCGAUAGUUUAACAAUCAGUUCCGCGUUGGGGCUGGUUCUUCGAUUGCCUUCUGUAGCAAGUAAACGUUAUUUAACAACAAAAGUCGAUCGAAGUGUGACGGGUUUGGUGGCAAGGCAACAAUGCUGUGGACCGCUUCAUACACCAUUAGCUGACGUUGCCGUCGUCGCGCUUUCCUACUUCUCUUUGGCGGGACACAAAUCUAGGCACAUCAGCGCCUUUGAACAU
Molecule: messenger RNA, 3426 nt
Organism: Mesorhabditis belari
Lineage: Eukaryota; Metazoa; Nematoda; Chromadorea; Rhabditida; Rhabditidae
Source: the annotation of a GenBank genome assembly